Messenger RNA from Parascedosporium putredinis, 1266 nucleotides. The record is from the annotation of a GenBank genome assembly. Lineage: Eukaryota; Fungi; Ascomycota; Sordariomycetes; Microascales; Microascaceae.
AUGUCCCAAUCCGCCCUCCUCCUCGGCUCCGGCUUCGUCGCCACGCCCACGGUCGAGUUCCUCGCCAAGAUUGGCGUGCACGUCACCGUCGCCUGCCGCACCCUAGCCUCGGCCCAGGCCCUCGCCGGCGGCUUCCCCAACACCACUGCCGUCAGCCUCGACGUGAGCGACACCGCUGCUCUCGAGAACGCCGUUGCCCAGCACGACGCCAAGAAGCAUGUCGUCACCACCUCCUAUGUCUCUCCCGCCAUGGAGGAGCUCCAUGAGCAGGCCAAGGCUGCCGGCAUCACUGUCAUGAACGAGAUUGGCCUUGACCCUGGUAUCGACCACCUCUAUGCCGUCGACGUGAUUGACCGCGUCCACAAGGAGGGCGGCUCCAUCCUCUCCUUCAAGAGCUUCUGCGGUGGCCUGCCCGCCCCCGAGAGCUACAAGUUCAGCUGGAGCAGCCGCGGUGUCCUCCUCGCCCUGAAGAACAACGCCAGGUACUUCGAGGACGGCAACCUGGUCGACAUCAACGGUGUUGACCUCAUGGCCACCGCCAAGCCCUACCACACCGGUUUCCUCGGCUUCAACUUCGUCGCCUACGGAAACCGUGAUAGCACCGGCUACCGUGAGCGCUACAACAUCCCCGAGGCGCAGACCGUCGUCCGCGGCACCCUCCGCUACAACGGUUUCCCCCAGUUCAUCAAGGUCCUCGUCGACCUCGGUUUCCUCCGCGACGACGAGCAGCCCCACUUCAAGGAGCCUACUGCCUGGAAGGACGCCACCAAGCAGCUCAUUGGCGCCAGCUCCUCCAGCGAGGCCGACCUCUUGGCUGCCGUCGAGUCCAAGACCUCGUUCAAGGACGACUACGAGAGGAACUCGUUGAUCUCCGGUCUCAAGUGGCUCGGCAUCUUCUCGGAUGCCCAAAUCACCCCCAGGGGCAACGCCCUGGACACCCUCUGCGCUUCUCUCGAGCAGAAGAUGGCUUAUGAGGACGGCGAGCGUGACCUUGUCUUCCUCCAGCACCUUUUCGAGGUCCAGAACAAGGAUGGCAGCAAGAACACCAUCACUUCCACUCUCUGCGAAUACGGCGCUCCCAUCGGCUCCGGCGGCUACUCCGCCAUGGCCAAGCUGGUCGGCGUUCCCUGCGGUGUUGGCAAGUCAUCCCCCACCCCCACCCCGCAUCCUGCCCCUCCUCCCUUUUCCGUGAAGCAGGUCCUCAACGGCACCAUCUCCGAGAGGGUGUCCUCGCUCCCGUCUACGCGAGCCUCAUUAAGCCUUUGA